AUGGAUCAGCAGGGUCAAUCCGGGGUUCCCGGCCCCGCGGGGCGCAAGCUCCAUAUCGCCCACAGAAGAAGUCCGUCUGAAUUGACCCCUCUCAUGAUGGAGCAACUCGCUAUUCAGCAACAGAUUGAGCUUCUUCAACAGCAACAGCAGCAAAUUGCAGCUACACAUCAACAGUACGUCAAUAUGGGUCUGUUACAACCGCAACAGCUAGGCCAGGUUUCUGCAUUCUCGCCUUCUCUUCAGGGUGGCGCUUCCAUGGGAGGCGUCUCCCCUCAGUUGAAUGCAUUCCAAUUCCCACAACUCGCUCAACAGCAGCUUGGCGUGCCGAUGAACACCUCAACCCAACACUCGCACCGGCGCAAUCAGUCUGCCCUGCCCGGUCUCGGCAUGGGUCCCCCUCCCGCCCCGUCCUCAGGAGCUUCGGGCUAUACCGACUACAGCCAGCAGCAACAGGGUCACCAACCCAAGAAUGAGAACGGAGGCCAUGGGCGCGGACGAGGUGGUCCUCCCGGUGGUGGCCACCAGCGCCGUCACUCGCUUGCGCUUCCUGAAGCCAAAAAGGCCGCUGAAUUGGCCCAGCAGAAGCGGACGGCCUCCGGCUUCCAGUUUCCCGCACCCAGCACCCCUGGCGACUCUGAUACCACCCCGGGCGCUGACGAUAAAUCCACUCCCACCUCGCAGACCCCACAAGGCUUGGGCCUUCACCGAGCCGGUAACAUUCGGGCGGGUGGUCAUGGUCGCAGUCAAUCCAUGGCUGUUGGUGGAAACCGUGGUUCUUUGUCUGGUCGCGGUGCUGGCGGCUUCCAAUUCCCUCAAGCUAGCGACGGCGAGAAUCAACGUCGUGGCAGCCAGCCCGGUCACGCACGGUCUUCGUCCAGGAACUUUGAUGGUAACUGGCGGCAGCCCAACAAUCAAGCUCAGGGCCAGGACCAGCCCAAGAGCUUCGGCCAACAGAGCGGGGGUUUCCAGCCUGGCCACCGUGCCCGUGCUUCAAUGAACCAGUCCAUUGGCUCCAUUGGAUCUUUCCAGUACCCGCAACAGCCCCAGCUCAUUCAGUUGCCCCAAGGUCAGGUGGUCAUGGCCCCACCACAGAUGUUCGGCGGUGGUCAGCAACUUAACCCUCUGCAGCUUGCGCAGCUUCAGGCCCUGCAGCAGAAUGGACAGCUGAACGGCCAAGGUCUUGGUCUUCAGGCUAGUCAACAUGCCCCGCCACAGCUGUCUGCCCAGCAGCAGCAGCAACAACAGCAGCAGCAGCAGCGCAAGACCCUUUUCACUCCUUACUUGCCCCAGGCAAACCUGCCUGCGCUGCUGAGCAAUGGCCAAUUGGUCGCCGGUAUCCUUCGCGUGAACAAGAAGAACCGUUCCGAUGCCUACGUAACCACUCCAGACCUGGACGCAGAUAUCUUCAUUUGUGGUAGCAAAGACCGUAACCGUGCCCUUGAGGGUGACUUUGUUGCCGUUGAACUGCUGGAUGUGGACGAAGUUUGGUCGCAGAAGAAAGAAAAGGAGGAGAAGAAGAAGCGCAAAGACAUCACCGAGGCUCGUGCCGGCAGCAGUGCUGGGGGUGACAAGCUGUCUCGGUCUGACUCUGGCGCCAACGGGGACCGUCAGGAGGUUGGACCGGAUGGUAGCAUCCGUCGCCGUGGCAGUCUCCGCCAGCGGCCCACCCAGAAGAAGAACGACGAUGUCGAAGUCGAAGGUCAGAGCCUUCUCUUGGUUGAAGAAGACGAAAUCAGUGACGAGCAGAAGCCACUGUAUGCGGGCCACAUCGUGGCUGUUAUCGAGCGCAUUGCGGGGCAGAUGUUCUCGGGAACACUUGGUCUCCUCCGUCCCAGUAGCCAGGCGACGAAGGAGAAGCAGGAGGCCGAGCGGCUGGCCAGAGAUGGUGGCCACGGUCGUCAGCAGCAGGAACGCCAGCAGGACAAGCCUAAGAUCGUGUGGUUCAAGCCUACUGAUAAGCGUGUUCCCUUGAUUGCUAUCCCAACAGAGCAGGCUCCUCGGGAUUUCGUUGAGAAGCACCAAGAGUACGCCAACCGCAUCUUCGUUGCAUGCAUUAAGCGGUGGCCGAUCACUUCCCUGCAUCCCUUUGGUACUCUAGUCGAGCAGCUUGGAGAGAUGGGCGAUCUGAAGGUGGAGACUGAAGCUCUUCUUCGGGACAACAACUUCGGUUCUGAUGAGUUCUCUGAUGCCGUGCUCAAGAGUAUUGGAUGGGAUGACUGGUCUGUUUCCAAUGAGAACGACGCUGUCCUAGCCACUCGUCGCGAUUUCCGUCAGGAAACUACUUUCACCGUCAACCCUAGCGGUACCAAGGAACUUGACAAUGCCUUCCAUAUCAAGCCUCUCGCCGAUGGAAAGGUGGAAGUUGGUGUUCACGUUACAGACAUUGCUCACUUUGUCAAAGCCAACUCCCUGGUUGACCGCGAGGCCAAGAAGCGGGGAACUGCUGUCUAUCUCAUGAACCGCCUCGUGAACAUGCUACCCACUCGUGUCUCCAAUGAGCUUUGCGCUUUGCUGCCCGGCGAAGACCGCUUCACGGUUAGCGUUGUGUUCAAAGCUAACCCCGAGACCGGUGCUAUCGACGAUGAUGUCUGGAUCGGCAAGGCGAUCAUCAAGAGCUCUGGUCGACUCAGCUAUGAUGAGGUCGAUGCCGCGAUCCAGGGCACGUCUGCUCUCGCUGUCCCUGGCAUCACUGCCGACACUCUCAGAGCAUUGUACGCUGUCACGUCAAAAUUCAGGGAGGCAAGGCUCGGUAACCGGGUCUCUCGUAUUCCUCCUCUUCGUCUGCUGUAUCAGCUGGAUGACGAAAAUGUGCCCGUUGAGCACAACAUCUUCCACUCUUCCCCUGUCCGGGAACUUGUGGAAGAGCUUAGCUACAAGGCCAACUUCCUUGUGGCACGCAAGUUGGUCACUGCUUUGCCCGACAAGGCCUUCCUGCGUCGCCAGAUGUCGCCAAAUGCUCGCCGUCUCCACCUCUUUGUUGAGCGAAUGAACAGGCUCGGCUAUGGUCUGGAUUCGACCAGCAGUGGAACUUUGCAGAGCAGUCUCUGCCAAGUCCAAGAUGAUGACUUGCGUAAGGGUAUGGAGACUAUUCUGCACAAGGCUAUGCAACGUGCGAAGUACUAUGUGGCCAGCAGUGUGCAGGAUGAUCAGCGUCAACAUUACACUCUGAACCUGCCCGUGUACACACAUUUCACCAAUCCUUUCCGCCGCUACGCAGAUAUCGUCGUUCAUCGCCAGCUGGAAGCCGUCCUGUCUGAUGGUGCGAUUGAAUUCUCUGAUGACUUGGAGUCAUUGACCAAGACUGCCGACCUCUGCAACAACAAGAAGGAUUCCGCUCACAAUGCUCAAGAACAGAGCGUUCACAUCGAAGCAUGCAGAAGCAUGGACAAGGAGCGACAGGAAGUCGGUGGUGACCUCAUCAGCGAGGGUAUUGUGAUCUGUGUAUACGAGUCCGCCUUCGACGUUCUAAUCCCAGAGUAUGGCUUCGAAAAGAGGGUCCACUGUGAUCAACUGCCCUUGAAGAAGGCUGAGUAUCGCAAGGACACGCGUGUGCUGGAACUCUACUGGGAGAAGGGCGUGCCGUCCUCGGCUUAUGUCCCUGAGGAUGAGCGGCCGAAGCCUGCGAACUCCCGUGCGGCUCAAGCUGCAGCUGCAGCACGUGAAGCAGAAGCUGCCAGAGAACGUGCCCGGGAGCGCGAAGAAGCUAUGCGGAGACAGACGGAUACCGGCACCAUGUCCCAUGAUGAUGUCAAUGCUCUGUUCGACGACGAUGACGACGAUGUUUCUGAAGUCACCGAGAUGGCUGCGGGCGUGUCAUUGAAUUCGUCCGCUGACCGUUCAACCCAGAGCAUGCCGCCUUCGCCCACUCGCAAUGGUCAUCUCCAGCAGGCGCCUCACCGCACGCGUUCUGACCCGAAGAUCGCAACCCUCGGUGGCGAUGCUCCUGAAGCUAAGCUGACAAACAAAGAGAAAUACCUGCGGCUGUUCAAGCUCAGGGAAGAAGACGGAGAAUACAUCCAGGAUGUCACCGAGAUGACCCGUGUCCCUAUCAUCCUGAAGACUGACUUGAGCAAGAGUCCCCCAUGCCUCACUAUUCGUUCUGUCAACCCCUACGCAUUGUAG
This is a messenger RNA of Aspergillus eucalypticola CBS 122712, 4122 nucleotides long. It is a transcript of the gene ssdA, whose product is annotated as mRNA-binding translational repressor SSD1. The coding region runs from base 1 to 4122 and encodes 1373 amino acids. The record is from RefSeq and is a predicted model, not a curated record. Gene Ontology annotation, cellular component: exosome (RNase complex); P-body. Gene Ontology annotation, molecular function: RNA binding; 3'-5'-RNA exonuclease activity. Lineage: Eukaryota; Fungi; Ascomycota; Eurotiomycetes; Eurotiales; Aspergillaceae. Gene Ontology annotation, biological process: mRNA catabolic process. The transcript is spliced from 4 exons.